Geodia barretti is the source of this 3447-nucleotide messenger RNA. Lineage: Eukaryota; Metazoa; Porifera; Demospongiae; Tetractinellida; Geodiidae. The record is from the annotation of a GenBank genome assembly.
UCGCACAGCAGGCGAACGAUCUUGUAUGGACAAAGCCGCCAGUGAAUAUUGUCAAGACAAUGACUAAAAAGAAAGACAAAAAGUCUUCAAAAUCCACAAAGGACAAGACAAGGAACCUCCCUGGUCAGGACAUCAGCGGUCCCAAGGGAGGUACUGAUGGACUGUAUAUAAAGUUGGUGCAGCAUCAGAGGAGUAUCGGUGUUCAUAUGCAGAUGAUCAAUUCUGCAGUAAACAACGGGACAACCUUCAACCUCUCCCAGGUGACCACAGUCCUCCUCAUCCAGAUUGACAGCGCCAUCACCACCACACAUCACUUCCUCACUUCUGAGGUCCUAGAGAAAUUUGACGGGGUGAAGACCAGGAUGGACGUGUGUGAGAGGAUCCUCUACGUCAACGUGGGCAAAGGUGGUCAAGUGGGCCGACUUGACUCCAGAUCUCCUCCAAUGAGCUCCACGGCCAGCGGGGAAACUGGUCGGAACUGGAUCCAGGAGUUCGAAACUGCCCUCGGGGAACUGGUAAAGUUGGUGGAAGACACUCAAAUGCAGCUGUCUGGAUCUUCCGGAACUUUCUCUGACACUGUCCAGAGACAGAGGAGGUCAUCGCUGGGUUCGUCCAACUCGACAGGUGCGCUGGGUCACCUGGAACCGGCCUCCCUCCCCCAGAUCUCCACCCUCAAGGUGGAGGGAGGAGGGAGAGACCGGAAGAUCAGUCUGCCAUCGUCUCCACGCAGCCCAUUGCAAGGGGACUCCGGCUGGUAUGGGGAAGCCCCCGACGGGACGAGAAUCCUCGGCUCCAUGUUGUAUGAGAGCAGCACGUCUGACGAGGAGAAGAGACGAUGGGCUCAACAGACCGAGUCUCCCCAGACAGACACGACCUCACCAUGAGUGGUGAGUGGAACGGUAGGAAACGGAGUCAGACUGAUACCUUUCGCCGCCCCCUCCCAUCCCGAUCCCCGCCACCCGACACCCUCACCCCAUCACCUCCCCUCCCACACCCUCACCGCACCCCCCGCGGGGGCACUCACCGACAUGGACAGGUCCCUCCUGCCACCUCUGCCUGGGAGCCUCAUGCCACUGGCGGAGAACGGCUGCUGGCUAUCCCCAGGACAGGAGAGGACACACCAUGCCUCGAGGAGCGUCAGAGAGUCCAAAGGUGAACGGUCGCUGGUCCCCUGAGCCGAGACUCCCGGCCAUCACGCUCGGCUCUGGGUCACGGUGACGACAUGCCUCCUCCACUGCCUGUCAAACAGAAGAAGAGAGUGAACCAACAGGUCAACGGCCAACCUCCAAGGCCUCCUAUAAGGAGAGAAAACUAUGACGAUGUACCUCCUCCGCUGCCAAUGAAACAAAGAAAAGGAGUUGGCACCACCUCUCCUCCGACCUCCACCCCUGGACCCAGCCCGUCGCACUCUAGCAGCAGUGAGGGGGACCGACCUCCGAUGGUACCAGUGAGACUGGAUUCCAUCAUCCCACGUGGAGCCCUGCACAACGAGGCCGCGCCCCCCAAACCUCCUCGCUCUGACCGACCUGCUUCCAUGGACCAACUGCCACAGCCCACCAGUAACGAAGUGGUAUCCGCCAUUCGUGCCGUGAGGAGAUACAACGAGGACCUGAUGAAGGGGCAAGCAGAAACGGGGGGAGAGGAAAAAGCGCCACCCAUCCCUCUGAAGAAGAAGACUGUCAUGUUGUACAAGGAGAUAGUGAAGGGUUACCAUUUCGACGACACGCUGAUGCAGCCUCUCUACAUCCCCAUGGCCGAGUGUGGGCCACCUGCCCUGCCUCCAAAGAAGAGAAAGAGUCGAAGACAGGUGCCGUCUGUUGGGCGCAGGAGGGACGAGCACUCGGGAGGGUCAGGGGUCGACAAAAGGAGCUCCAGCGAUGACCAGCGGUCUUCUGUGGCCUCCAGCGUUGAGGACCUGGCGGAUGACACAGAUGCUGAGGACAUCAACUACCUGGAGCUUGAGGACACUUCGGGCUCUCUUAUCUUCCACAAGGAGGAGGAUGGCGGAUACACACUCAGAGGAGGUCCACUGGAUGCUCUCAUCGCAUAUGCUGCCUCCACCACUAGUGCCGUCAAGCAGUUCACUGAAGCCUUCCUACUGACCUACUACACAUUCAUCACUCCAGAGAAACUCAUCUCUAAACUUCUCUCUCGGUUGUACCAUUUCUACAAGCAGGGCAACAAGCCGGUGUGGACAGCCACCAUCAGUUUGUUGGUCCGUCUUCUCAACAAUCUCAAUCAACCUCUGGUCCAAGAGGCCGAGGUGAGACUCAUUGAAAUGGUCCACCAGAUGCUCUCGGACGGAAACCUCAAGUUUGCACAGCUCCUCCGUAAUGCCCUAGUCACCAAGUUGAAUCAGUUGAUUCCUGUCAACACCAAAACUGCUCCACUUGUGGGACCCGGAUUCAAGUCAAAUCGCAAGUUUGCAGUGACGGACUUCAGCCCCGAGGAGAUUGCCCGGCAAAUGACUGUUCUGGACAACGAACUCUUCCAGAAAGUCGACGUGUCUGAGAUGCUGUACUGGGCUAAGGAGCAGAAUGAGGAGAAGAGUCCAAUGCUCACACAUUUCACCAUGCACUUCAACAACGUCUCGCAAUGGACCAAGACUAGGAUACUGGAGAGAGGCGUGGAUAUGAGAGUUAGAGUGAAAGUCGUAAUCCACUUUGUCGGAAUCAUGAAGGCUCUGCGAGAUAUUUUCAACAACUUCAACUCUUAUCUGGCCAUCCUGUCGGCCAUUGAGUCAUCGCCAGUCAGUCGCCUGGACUGGCCAGACAGAGUCAUCAAGAGCUUGGAAGAGCCCCGGGCUCUUAUCGACAACAAGGGCUCCUUCAAGAACUACAGAGAGGCAUUUGCCAGAGCUAAGCCUCCGUGCAUACCUUACAUAGGGUUGUAUUUGCAGGACCUGACGUUCAUCGAGAUGCAGCCAAAGCUACUGGAAGAUGGCGUCAGUGUAAACUUCACCAAGAGAUGGAAACAGUUCAAAUCAGUCGACCACAUACGAUUCGCACAAACCAAGCAGUACAAUUUCGACCCAAAUCCUGACAUUCUAAGUCUCUUCUCAAAUUUCGAGGACUUUGCAUCAGACGAAGAAUUAUGGACAUUCUCCAAUGAGAUAAAACCCAGUGCCAGAGCGCAGAGGGUUGUUCAUAGUUAGUCCACCCCAGCCAGCAGACCACGAACACAGCAACGAUACCUCCCCGCUUGAAUGAUUGUGGAAGUGGUAAUUAUUGUGAUCUGUCAUUGUUCAGCAAUAUUAUUUGAUGGCAAAAAGCAGUAUUUAUCCGUUCAUGUGAGUGUAUAAUAUUAUGAUUAUUGUUCAAUUUCCGUCAGUUUUUAAUGAAAACAUUCACUCUUAAUUAUCAGUGUCCAACUUUCACAUGUCUUUAUUGUAUUUCUCAUUUAAAGGUGUAUGUGACUAUAAAAAUGUUAAAGAUCAUUAAAGAGCAG